Molecule: messenger RNA, 723 nt
Organism: Sitophilus oryzae (rice weevil)
Lineage: Eukaryota; Metazoa; Arthropoda; Insecta; Coleoptera; Curculionidae
Product: Bardet-Biedl syndrome 2 protein homolog
Exons: 3
Biological process (GO): non-motile cilium assembly
Cellular component (GO): membrane; ciliary basal body; neuron projection
Molecular function (GO): protein binding
Source: RefSeq, a predicted model, not a curated record
AUGAAUAAACAAGUUAGGCCAGUGUUCACACUGGAAUUAGGUUAUAAAAUAAUACCAGCACUUGUGACAAUUGGUAAAUAUGACGGAACGCAUCCGUGUAUUACCGCAGCUACUAACACAGACAAGAUAUUAAUACACAGUCCUCACAGAAAAAACGCACCAAGUAUUGGUAAAAUUGUUUGGUCAGAAUCUAAUAAGGAAAUAGCAACUCUAAACAUUAACCAAAACAUUACAGCUCUAGUAUCAGGACAACUUAUUCCAAAUGAAGAGAACGACGUUCUUAUAAUUGGUACUGCUUCACAUUUACUAGUGUACCACGUUCACGACAACAAAGACAUUUUCUACAAAGAAUGCGAAGAUGGAGUUAAAUCUGUUGCUCUUGGUCAAUUCAAGACAUACAAGACUCCUGUAAUUAUGGUGGGAGGGAAUUCCUCAGUUCAUGGUUACGACCACAAGGGUGACGAGAUAUUCUGGGUAGCUAUAGGUGAUAUGGUGACCUCAAUAAUGUUAAUGGAUUACAACAAAGACGGGAAUAAUGAGCUUAUAGUUUGUUCUGAAGACUUUAACAUCAGGAUCUACAAGGGGGACCAAAUUAUCGCAGAACACAAUGAAACAGAGGUGGUUACUGGAUUGAUUUCACUCGCAGAGAACAGAUUUGGAUACUCGGUAUCAAAUGGUACUGUUGGAGUAUAUGAGAACAGUCUAAGGCUAUGGAGAAUUAAA